This is a messenger RNA of Lactuca virosa, 3425 nucleotides long. The record is from the annotation of a GenBank genome assembly. NCBI's taxonomy places the organism in Eukaryota, Viridiplantae, Streptophyta, Magnoliopsida, Asterales, Asteraceae.
UCUCUCUCUCUACUGUAGUUGCUCUCUCUCUCUUUUUGUAUUAAGGACGAUGGGUGAAGAACAGAAAGUGGAAGAACAAAAGGUAGAAGAACCAAAACCAGAGGAAAAGAAAGAAGAAAAUGCCGAGGAGAAACCUCCAGCUGAAGAGAAAAAAGAAGAAGAACCAAAACCACCAGCUCCCUUUGUGUUGUUUAUCGAUUUGCAUUGUGUUGGAUGUGCCAAAAAGAUUGAGAAAUCCCUCUUGAGAAUUCCAGGAGUUGUAGGGUUGGACAUAGACAUGGGGAAGAACCAAGUGACGAUAAAAGGAGUGGUGGAACCGCAAGCAGUAUGUGAUAAAAUAACCAAGAAAACAAAAAGAACCGCCAAAGUGUUGUCUCCUCUUCCUGCUAACGAAGGUGAUCCCAUUCCUCAAGUCGUUGCCUCUGAAGUCCCUGGAUUAAUUACAGUCGAGUUGAAUGUCAACAUGCAUUGUGAAGCAUGUGCUCUGCAACUCAAACGCAAGAUCCUCCGAAUGAAAGGGGUGAAAACAGUGGAAACAGAAGUGGGUUCAAGUAAAGUGAUGGUCACAGGAAGUAUGGAUGGUGAGAAGCUGGUGGAGUAUGUGUAUAGGCGUACAAAAAAGCAAGCAAAGAUCGUGCCACAACCAGAGCCAGCGGCGGAACCAGCACCGGAAGCAGCUGAGAAGCCCAAAGAAGAAGAGGCUGCAGCAAAACCUGAGGAGAAACCAGCGGAAGAAGCAAAACCAGAAGAGAAACCACCAGAAGAAGAAAAGAAGGAAGGUGGUGGUGCUGAUGGAGAGAAGGAGGAGGGGAAGAAAGAUGGAGGAGAGAAAAUGGAGUUGGUUGACAUGCAAAGGAUGAUGUAUUAUCAUCAGUAUCCGCCGUUGUAUGUGAUGGAAAGAAUCCCACCACCGCAACUCUUCUCAGACGAGAAUCCAAAUGCAUGCUGCAUCUCUUGAAUCUGGUCCGUUUGGUUUGAUUGAGUACGACAAUCAAGAAAUGGAAUAAACGACGUAAUCAAGGUAAUGGAAUCCAUAAUUACAUUUAACUGUUAUGUGUAGUUGACUCGAACAAUAAAAUAAAUCACUACACAUUUGUUUGUUAUAAAUUAGUAAUAAAAAAAAUAUUAAUUUAAAACAAUAAAUUAUAAUUAAAUAAAAAUCUGUUAUUAAUAGAUUGCACAUAAAUAUAUAUUUGUAGUCAAAGAAGAUUUAUAAAAUAUUAAGACAUAGAUAUCAAUAAAUCUUAAAAUAUAAUUAUAAGAAAAUUAAUUUAUUUAUAUUUAAAAAAGAAAAAACAUCAUAAAUGGUCCCUGUGGUUUUCCCAAAUCUGAAGUUUAGUCUCCGUGGUUUAAAAACAUCAUAUAUGGUCUCUGUGCUUUCAAAACUUUUGACGAUUGAUCCUUAUUGGUAAUUCCGUUAAGUUUUGUCCGUUAACUGAAUGACAUUUUUGUCAUUUCACUACCGAUGUUUUCUCGUAUUUUUUUAAAAAGAAAAAAUUAAAUAUAAUCAAAUAUAUAAAAGGUCCCACCUCUCUCUCUCUCUCUCUCUAGACACAUACAUGCACACAAAGAAACUUACAUACUCUGUUCAUCGUCUUCACAUCCUCGCCAAUCAGUCCAACACUAUCAUCGAUUUGCUUUGUUCACAACAUUGUCUGGAAGUUCGACCCAGAUUACUACACACAAACAGAUCAUACACAAACCCAGAUACACAUUGACCUAGCGAGUUCAAAGGUUUAGAAUGGAAGCCAUAUGAAAAUUUGUAUUUACAACACCCAAACAGAUCAUACACAAACCCAGGUUUAGCACCUCUAUUUUCGCUUUCCUCUAUUCCUUGUCUGCACCCGCUUUCAAUUUCAACAAUAAUCACCAUUAAUCUAAUCAAAAACUCAAAAAAACAAAAACCACAAAACCAGAAGAAAAAAAAUCAGGUUCUCAUAUGUGUUCAAAAGAUCAAUCAGAACUACAAUAAUAAAAUAUCCAGGCUUAGUAUCAUUGUACUUGAUCCCAAUUUUCAGAUCGAUCCCUUCUGAUAUUAAUUAAAUCUUUUCAAUAGAUUUAAAGUAGUAUCAAAUCGAUUCAGAUUAAUCCCAACUUUUAGAUCGAUCCCUUCCUCCUCAACCUCCUGAUUCUCUUCUUCUUCCAUUGCAAAAUACAAACGCAUAAUAAACGAAUAUCAGAUCAUAAUUACCAAAAUCUGUUGACAAUCGUGAAUCUUGAAAGAGUAUUGAUACAUGAUGUGGAAUUGGUCGAUCACCUUAGCUCUAAUUUCGACACAUGCUGGAUUUCAGAGAUCUAAAGACAACAAGUAAAGUAAUGGGGGUGGUGUUGAGAGCGUCUUAUGGUCAAGUAGUGAAUUGAGGUUUAUAGUGAAACCCCUUUCGUCUUCUUUAACUGGGUUUACAAAUACAGAUCUUGAAACCCCUUGAACCCAAGAACAAAACCCCUUGAAACACCCUUUCGUCUAAAGACGACGUUGAUGUCAAAAGGUUAUCGACGAUGGAAAGAGAUCGACGAUCUUUCCUUCAAGCGGAGUUAGAAAGAUUUUUAAGGAGAGGGAGAAGACUGGGAUGAGGUUGUGCGUUUUUUAUUUUCAGGAAAUGUAUGUGUGUGUGUUUUUGAGAAAGAGAGAGAGAUAGAGACCUUUUAUAUAUUUAAUUAUAUUUAAUUUUUUCUUUUUUAAAAAAAAUACGAGAAAACAUCAUAAAUGGUCUCUGUGGUAGUGAAAUGACGAAAAUACCCUUCAAUAACGAACAAAACUUAACGGGGUUAGCAAUAAGGACCAAUCGUGAAAAGUUUUGAAAGCACAUGGACCAUCUAUGAUGUUUUUAAACCACGGGGACUAAACUUCAGAUUUGGGGAAACCACAGGGACCAUUUCUGAUGUUUUUUCUUUCAAAAGUAAAAGUAAUUAAUUAAAGUUUUAAAAUGUUUAACAAAGAUUAAUAUUACUGAAUAUUAAAUUAAUAAAAGUAAUUUUAAAUUAUUAUAUGUAUAUAUCAUUCCAUUCAAGAAUACAUAAAAAACAUUCGAUCUAUGAAAUGAAAAUCAACUUAAGAGAAGUAAUUAAUCCCAUGAGGAAUGAUGUGUUUCAUUCUUUGGUGGCAACAAACAUAAUAUUUGUUCAUUCAUUCUUAAUACUUCAUUCUAUUUUCCUCUCCAAUUUUCAAGUACCAAAUAUUAAGGGUGUAUGUGGUGCGGUUUAGAGUCAAAACCACAAACUGCAACAUAUAUACGGUUUGAGAUUAUCGGAAACUACAAACCGAACCACGACGGUUAUAAACCACAAUAUGUGGUGCAGUUUGGUGCAGACAGUUUAUACGGUUUUUUGUAGUUUGAUGACAUCCCUAAUUUUACAUACUCUUGUUUAUUUUGUAAAUCUAUAAAAUCAAAUCCAUAAGUUUCAUUAAAAGAGAAAAUUAAGAG